Guyanagaster necrorhizus is the source of this 449-nucleotide messenger RNA. RefSeq names its product ribosomal protein L38e. Gene Ontology annotation, molecular function: structural constituent of ribosome. Bases 17 to 268 code for a protein of 83 amino acids. Gene Ontology annotation, cellular component: ribosome; cytosolic large ribosomal subunit. The record is from RefSeq and is a predicted model, not a curated record. Gene Ontology annotation, biological process: protein-RNA complex assembly; translation. The transcript is spliced from 4 exons. NCBI's taxonomy places the organism in Eukaryota, Fungi, Basidiomycota, Agaricomycetes, Agaricales, Physalacriaceae.
CUCAAGAUCACCGACGAUGCCUAAGCAAAUCAGUGACAUCAAGGAGUUCAUUAAAAUCACCCAGCGAAAGGAUGCCAUCCAGGCACGCAUAAAAAAGACAGCUCCUAAGGUUGCUGGCGGCAAGCAACAGACCAAAUUCAAAGUCAGAUGCUCACGGUAUCUGUACACACUGUCGAUAGACGACCCGGAGAAAGCAGAGAAGCUCAAGCAGAGUCUUCCUCCUGGCCUCACUGUCAAAGAGAUCUCCCAGACACCAAAGAAGAAGUAGAUGCUAUUGCUUCAUUCCUUGUAUUUUACAUGGUGUGCUGGGACGGCUUGGCAACCGGCUGCGCCUGGGGUAUUGUAUAUCUGGGGAGGGUAUUUACAGACAUACUUCUGCAGCGCGAAAACUAUUGCUUUUAUGUGUGCUUAAUCAUGACUUCCUUUCCUCGACUACAAGUGCGACAACC